Grammomys surdaster is the source of this 1555-nucleotide messenger RNA. RefSeq names its product fyn related Src family tyrosine kinase (gene Frk). The coding region runs from base 17 to 1555 and encodes 512 amino acids. NCBI's taxonomy places the organism in Eukaryota, Metazoa, Chordata, Mammalia, Rodentia, Muridae. The transcript has 8 exons. The record is from RefSeq and is a predicted model, not a curated record. Gene Ontology annotation, cellular component: extrinsic component of cytoplasmic side of plasma membrane. Gene Ontology annotation, molecular function: non-membrane spanning protein tyrosine kinase activity; ATP binding; signaling receptor binding. Gene Ontology annotation, biological process: cell surface receptor protein tyrosine kinase signaling pathway; cell differentiation; innate immune response.
UACCAGCCAGAACACCAUGGGCAGCGUCUGUGUGCGGCUCUGGGCAUACCUGCAGCCUUUUCUCCCCUGCUGGUCCCAAGAGGCAGACAAGUCAGUGGUGAUUGAGAAUCCAGGGGCCUACUGUCCCCCAGAGGCUCCCAGAUCACAAGAGCCCGAGAGAAGCCAUGGCCAGUAUUUUGUGGCUCUGUUUGAUUACCAAGCUCGUACUGCAGAAGACCUGAGCUUCCGUGCCGGCGACAAACUCCAAGUCUUGGACACUUCGCAUGAGGGCUGGUGGUUGGCCAGGCAUUUGGAGAAGAAGGGAUCUGGCUUAGGUCAGCAGCUGCAGGGCUACAUUCCUUCCAAUUAUGUGGCGGAGGACCGGAGUCUCCAGGCAGAGCCGUGGUUUUUUGGAGCAAUCAAAAGAGCAGAUGCAGAAAAGCAACUUCUGUAUUCAGAAAACCAGACGGGUGCCUUUCUAAUCAGAGAGAGUGAGAGCCAGAAGGGCGACUUCUCCCUCUCAGUUUUAGAUGAAGAUGUUGUGAAGCACUACAGAAUAAGAAGAUUGGAUGAAGGUGGCUUCUUCCUCACUAGGAGGAAAGUCUUUUCAACCCUGAAUGAAUUUGUGAGCUACUAUACCACAACAAGUGAUGGGCUGUGUGUCAAGUUGGAGAAGCCAUGCUUAAAGAUCCAGGUACCAACCCCUUUUGAUUUGUCAUAUAAAACUGCAGACCAGUGGGAGAUAGACCGGAACUCCAUACAGCUUCUGAAGCGACUGGGAUCCGGUCAGUUUGGAGAAGUUUGGGAAGGUCUGUGGAAUAAUACUACUCCAGUAGCUGUAAAAACAUUAAAACCAGGUUCAAUGGAUCCAAAUGACUUCCUGAGGGAGGCACAGAUAAUGAAGAGCCUCAGACACCCAAAGCUCAUCCAGCUUUAUGCUGUUUGCACUUUAGAAGAUCCAAUUUAUAUUAUUACAGAGUUGAUGAGACAUGGAAGUCUGCAAGAAUAUCUCCAAAAUGAUGGUGGGUCAAAAAUCCAUUUGAUUCAACAGGUAGACAUGGCAGCACAGGUGGCUUCUGGAAUGGCCUAUCUGGAGUCUCAGAACUAUAUCCACAGAGAUCUGGCUGCAAGAAAUGUCCUUGUUGGUGAACAUAAUAUCUACAAAGUAGCAGAUUUUGGACUUGCAAGAGUUUUUAAGGUGGAUAAUGAAGACAUCUAUGAAUCUAAACACGAAAUAAAGCUGCCAGUGAAGUGGACUGCACCAGAAGCAAUUCGUACUAAUAAAUUCAGCAUUAAGUCUGAUGUGUGGUCUUUUGGAAUCCUGCUCUAUGAAAUCAUUACUUACGGCAAAAUGCCUUACAGCGGUAAAACAGGUCCUCAAGUAAUCCAGAUGUUGAGUCAAAACUACAGACUACCACAGCCACCUAACUGCCCACAGCAGUUCUACAGCAUCAUGCUGGAGUGCUGGAAUGCUGAGCCUAAGCAACGGCCAACAUUUGAGUCCCUGCAUUGCAAACUUGAAGACUACUUUGAAGAAGACUGUUCCUAUUCAGAUACAAAUAACUUCAUAAACUAG